CUUGUCGAUAACGUUGAAAACAUUCGCGUCUGAGCAUGCGCACGUAAUCAAUUUCCGGUAAAACGAAGUGUCGUAGCAUUAUUUUGUUGUUGAUCCGGUUGAUUGUUAUCAUUAAAACGAUUGUCCAAGAUAGAUCCUGAAAGUCCCUGAAACAACUGAGAAGAUAUUGCAUAUAGAAUGCAGGUUGGCACUGCUUCGGGACCUGAGAAUCCCACAUCGUACUACUUUAAUCAGCGAGGGAUAUGGCUGACCUACAUACUUGUGAUCUUCCUAGCCCAUCUCUUCAUACUCAGCAUGCCAUUCUUUAGCACUGCAGUGGCGUGGACAGUUACAAAUGUUCUACAUGACAUUUGUAUGUUUAUCAUUCUUCAUGUGACACGAGGCACGCCAUAUUUCCUGGAUGACCAGGGACAAGCCAGAAAGCAGACACAAUGGGAACAGCUAGACCAGGGCAAGCAGUUUACACCAACCAAAAAAUUUCUUACAAUAGUGCCCAUUGUUCUAUUUUUCCUCGCAAGCUUUUACACAAAGUACGACUAUCUUCACUUUUUAGUGAAUGCUUCGUUCUGUGCUCUCAAUGUGGUAGCCAAGUUCCCUUGGUUCCAUGGAAAACGCUUCUUCGGAAUAAACAAGUGGUAAAGACAUCCCUGGUGAUAAUUUGGAUAGAGACCUCAGUGCACAAAUGGACGGUGUAAAUACAUGGAAGAUGUUUGAGUGUUAGAAGUGCUUGAACGCUAAGCCUUUCAUUUUCUCGUUUUCUACCUAGCAAAUGUGUUUUUUAUGCACUCCAAAAUGAAGCAUAUAAUAGCUGCUUUGUCUGUCAGUCCAAAUGCUUAACCCAUUUAUGCCUAGUGGACUCGCCCAUCCUUCUAAAUUGGAUCAAUUUAUUUCCAAAAUUAGGGAUGUCUAGUAUAUUUAUUUCUAUAUUUAGAAUAUUUCUUACAGAAAUUUCCUUUAAGCAAAGAGUGCAGACCCUGAUGAGACGCCGCAUCAUGUGGCGUCUCAUCUGGGCCUAUGCUGUUUGCCAAGGCCUUUGUAUGCUCUCCCAAAAUUUAUUUUGGGGGGAGCAUAUAGUCGCCGCUUCGUCUGUCCGUCUGUACGUGUGUCCGUCCGUUCACUUUUUGUCCAGGCUAUUUCUCAGCAACCACGGUCCUUUGAAAUUUUCCAUUAACUUUACAUCUAGUGCAAUUCUUGUCCGGGCUACUUCUCAGCAACUUAUUACGGGAAUUCAAUGAAACUUUAUGGGAAGCUUCACUACCAACAGGAGAUGUGCAUGUUAUCAGCCGGUUAUGGUCGGAUGAUUUUUCACAGAGUUAUGGCCCUUUGAAAUUUUCUAUAAACUGUACAUAUAGUGCAAUUCUUGUGUGGGCUAUUUCUCCCCAACUACUGACUGGAAUUCAAUGAAGCUUUAUGGGAAGCUUAACUACCUUGAGGAGAUGCGCAUGUUAUUUGUGGGUUCUGGUUAGAUGAUUUAUUUAGAGAGUUAUGGCCCUUUGAAAUUUUUAAGUUGCUAAACCAUCCAUCGUAUUAUUUUGUCCAAAGUUAUGCCCCUCAAGACGUUUGCUUUUAUCUGAAUAUAUAGUGCAAUAUUGUGACAAAAAAACCUUUGGGGAGCAUAAGCCGUCUCCGACGGUUUCUUGUUUCUAGAUGCUAGGCACACAUGGGUUAUAUUGAUGGAAUUGAGUUUGCAGGGGUCUAAAACAAUUGUUCUAGUUUUUGCACUGAGCUAUGUCCUUUCUUUCUUCCCUCACACAUUUAAUUUCUUCACGAGAUCUGAAUAGGAUGAAGCUUGAUACAGGAAGAACAUGCGCAUAUCGUUAUGUCUUUCUGCUACAUAACACUUGAACAAUUACCAUUUGUUUCUAUGCCUUGACAAUAUGGGGGAGCGUUUAUCAGUUUCAACUAUAUUCUUGUUUAGUGUUUGACCUAGGUAUGGGUUUAUUUAAUUCCAUUAUGACCUGUACUCUGUGAAAAGGGGGUUAAAUGCAUGUGCGUCAAGUGUUGUCCCAGAUAAGCCUGUGCAGUCUGCACGGGCUAAUCAGGGACGAUACUUUCGGUCUCAACUGGAUUUUUGCUAAGAAGAUACUUUCUUUAAAUAGAACAUAUCAUCAAGCAGAAAUUGUCGUCCCUGAUUAGCAUGUGUGGACUGAACAGACUAAUCUGGGAUGACACUUUAUGCACAUACAUUAAACCCCUUUUUCAUCGAGCACGGCCCAUAUAAUAAGUUAUUGCUAAGGAAGCAUGUUAGUGUUUGUGUGUGUUUUAUUUUUCCAUUCACUCAAUACACAUAUUUGAAUUUUUAAUAUUAAAUAUUUUAAUAUUAAAUAUUCGUAUAUGGCUGGUGGUGUUUUCAUUGCUGACAAUGAUACAUUUUCUAUUCUGGAAAUAUAUAAAGAGUAUAAAUGUGUGAUUUGUCAUAAUUUUAUUUUUUAUAUUUGUAUAGUCAAUUCUAUGAAGAGACCGUUUGUUGAAGAAAAUAUGAUAUUUUACUGUUCAUGUAUAAUAAGUAAUUUUACAGUAUGAAAAAGUAUAUAUGGUUGAUCAACAAUCAAAGGAGACAGCAAGGUUAUUAUAAAUCCAUUUGGCAUGUUAAGUUUAUUUAUAUUUAUAUGCAUGUAAUUAAACAGUACAACGAG
Dreissena polymorpha is the source of this 2636-nucleotide messenger RNA. Its product is annotated as ORM1-like protein 3. The record is from RefSeq and is a predicted model, not a curated record. Gene Ontology annotation, biological process: negative regulation of ceramide biosynthetic process; intracellular sphingolipid homeostasis; ceramide metabolic process. The transcript is spliced from 4 exons. Lineage: Eukaryota; Metazoa; Mollusca; Bivalvia; Myida; Dreissenidae. Gene Ontology annotation, cellular component: endoplasmic reticulum membrane. The coding region runs from base 178 to 639 and encodes 153 amino acids.